Aspergillus mulundensis is the source of this 540-nucleotide messenger RNA. RefSeq names its product hemerythrin domain-containing protein. NCBI's taxonomy places the organism in Eukaryota, Fungi, Ascomycota, Eurotiomycetes, Eurotiales, Aspergillaceae. The coding region runs from base 1 to 540 and encodes 179 amino acids. The transcript is spliced from 2 exons. The record is from RefSeq and is a predicted model, not a curated record.
AUGAGCGUCCCCAACCCCCAACAACCGGAGUUGCCUCCACUGUCCGCCACAGACUUCCGCAUCUACAACCAACUCGCCGACAAGAUGGAAUACUUUCACACCAUGCUCCGCCACUCAUGGGACAUCCAAUGGACCGCCGCCACAAGCGGGCGCCGCCCCCAAGGCAUGUCGAUCCGGCAAUUCAUCGCAGAGGGCCUGCGCUUCGCGUCGCAUCUAGAAACGCACCACGCCAUCGAGGAGCAGCACAUCUUCCCGCAUCUCGCGCGCAAGAUGCCCGAGUUCCGCGUCGGCAGGGGCAAGAACAACGCCGAGCUGCUGCGCCAGCAUAAGCUGAUCCAUGCCGGGCUGGAUGGGUUCAGGGAGUAUUUGGAGAGGUGUCUGAGUGGGGAGGAGGAUCUGCAGAUGGAUGUGCUGAGGGGGAAGAUGGAGACGUGGAAGGAUGUGCUGUGGACGCAUUUGGAUCAGGAGGUGAGGACGCUGGGCGCGGAGAAUAUGCGGAGGUAUUGGGCGAAGGAGGAGAUUGGGGGGAUUCCGUUUUAG